AUGGCCGACAUUCCCCUCCAGGUUGUCUCGGACAACUCAGCGUCGGAGCGACGCAUCACACCGUCAUGGACAAUUGGCCAGCUCAAGGCAAGACUUGAGCCAAUCACUGGUGUGCCUCCUCUGUCGCAGACGCUCAGCCUGAAGACGUCCGAUGGCCAGGUCAUACCUAUCGAGGCGUCUGAUGAGGAUAAUACACGACUGUCGGCGUUCCCUCUACAAGCCUAUGCAGAGCUUCGUGUGGGGGACACUCGGCCACCAGGCGCCAGAGAGAACUACACGGACACGUCAGCUGUUGACAAGUAUGUCAUGCCCGAGGAAGAGUACGAGAAGAAGUCGGAUUCCGUACGCGCUUGGAAGAAGGCCCAGCAGCUGGGGCGUUUCGACCCCAACGCCCCAGAUCAUGAGCAAGCACGGAUUGCUGCCCUGGAAGCUGACAUUGCCCAACGCGACAUCACUCCUGGCCGACGAUGCCGCGUCGGUGGCGAUGACACGAGGAGAGGUGUCGUCAAAUACGUCGGUCAGGUCAAGGAGAUACCCAACGGGGCUGGGCCGUGGGUUGGCGUACAGCUAGAUGAGCCGGCUGGCAAGAAUGACGGCAGUAUCCAAGGAACCCGGUAUUGGGGCGAGGCAUCGUCUAUGAAGCAUGGUGUUUUUGUGCGGCCUGAGAGAGUGGAAGUGGGGGACUUUGAGGCUAUGGAUGAUUUGGAAGACAUGGAAGAAAUCUGA
Messenger RNA from Emericellopsis atlantica, 726 nucleotides. RefSeq names its product tubulin specific chaperone cofactor B. Gene Ontology annotation, biological process: post-chaperonin tubulin folding pathway; cytoplasmic microtubule organization; tubulin complex assembly. Gene Ontology annotation, molecular function: alpha-tubulin binding; microtubule plus-end binding. Bases 1 to 726 code for a protein of 241 amino acids. Gene Ontology annotation, cellular component: nucleus; cytoplasm; microtubule plus-end. The record is from RefSeq and is a predicted model, not a curated record. The transcript is spliced from 2 exons. Lineage: Eukaryota; Fungi; Ascomycota; Sordariomycetes; Hypocreales; Bionectriaceae.